AUGUCGUUUCAUAAACCUUUGGUAGUCGUCAGUGGAGCUACUGGUGCUCAAGGAGGAUCUGUCGUCAAUACCCUCCUUGCAACAGGAAAAUAUAGAGUCCGUGCUCUUACACGUAACCCUAAAUCUGAUAAAGCAAAAGCUCUUGUUGCAAAGGGUGCCGAAGUUUUCAAGGCCGACCUUUCCAUUAAAGAAGAUGUCAAGAAUGCGCUUAAGGGCUCUGAUAUCGCAUACAUUGUCACCGAUUUCUUUGAUCCGUCCAUUUACCCAAAUAACAUUGGUGAAGAAGAAAGACAAGCUAAAAUGAUUGGCGACGUCGCUAAAGAAAUCGGAUUGAAUUGGCUUAUUUAUAGUUCUCUUCCUACUACAAUUGAGGGAUUCGAAGAACAUAAUUACAAUGUCGCAAAUUUUAACGGUAAAAACCGGGCUGAAAAAUACAUUAGAACUUUGGGUAUUCCGAACUCCACAUUUAUCUACGUUGGUUUCUAUGGCAGGAAUUUUGGUACAUUUUAUCCUAUUAUCACAAAAGAUGAUGGAACAUCUGAACUUAUUGUUCCAUUGGUCAAAGAAGACUCCACUAUUGAGAUGGUUGACGCUGAAACUGACACUGGCCCCGUUGUAGCCAAAGUUAUUGAAGAAGGGCCAGAAAAGUGGAAUGGAAAGAAAGUUCCUGUUGCUUCGGAACGCAUUACUUUUGGAAAAAUUGCCGAAACAUUUACUAAGGUCGCGAAGAAACGAAAAAAGAAUUUCCCUCUAUUUAGUGAAGCAUUACUCGAAAUGAAUCGUUGGAUUAAAGAAUACGGACUUUUUCUCGCUGACCCUGAAGCUUGUGACAUUUCCAUCGCUAAAGUUUUACAUCCAAAGAUUACUACUUUUGAACAAUAUGCUUACAAAAAAUGGG
This is a messenger RNA of Dentiscutata erythropus, 898 nucleotides long. The record is from the annotation of a GenBank genome assembly. NCBI's taxonomy places the organism in Eukaryota, Fungi, Glomeromycota, Glomeromycetes, Diversisporales, Gigasporaceae.